AUGGCUGCCAAAGAUCUGCGGACAACAAGUGGCGGCAGUAUAAGAGCCGCAUACUUGACUCUAUACAACGCCAUAUUCGCAGGGCUCUGGGCAUCCAUCUUCCUCACUGUCGCCUUGACUGCCGCAUGCCGGGAUAAACUCACUGUCUACCAAGCCGCCGAACCACGCUCGCGAUGGGUGCAGACGCUCACUCUGAUUGAGGUUGUUCACUCCGCUGUGGGCCUCGUCAAAUCCCCCGUCGGCACAACAGCUCUGCAGGUCGUCGCCCGUACCAUCAUAGUAUGGAUGGUCUGCUACAGCUUCCCCGGGACCACGGCAUCCUCCACCGCCUUUACCACGCUACUACUAUCGUGGGCAACCGCCGAUACCGUCCGUUAUGCCUACCUGGCGCUGAACCUCCACGGGAAGGCAUCUGAUGCCCUCGUCCGGCUGCGAUACACCAUGUUUUACCCGUUAUACCCCAUCGGUAUCGCCUCCGAGUUUUGGCUGUUGUACCUCGCCAUCGAGCCCGCUUCCCGUAUCGGUGCCUUCAUCCCGCCCUUAUUCUACUUCUGCUUACUACUCUAUAUCCCCGGAUCUUACACCAUGUAUACCUACAUGAUCAAGCAGCGCAAGAAGACACUCGCGAAGAUGAUGAAGUCACAGUAA
Messenger RNA from Colletotrichum orchidophilum, 648 nucleotides. Its product is annotated as protein tyrosine phosphatase-like protein. Gene Ontology annotation, biological process: fatty acid elongation; very long-chain fatty acid biosynthetic process; sphingolipid biosynthetic process. NCBI's taxonomy places the organism in Eukaryota, Fungi, Ascomycota, Sordariomycetes, Glomerellales, Glomerellaceae. Bases 1 to 648 code for a protein of 215 amino acids. The record is from RefSeq and is a predicted model, not a curated record. The transcript is spliced from 4 exons. Gene Ontology annotation, molecular function: 3-hydroxyacyl-CoA dehydratase activity. Gene Ontology annotation, cellular component: endoplasmic reticulum membrane.